GAGUUGGCCCAAAGACUAUCUUCAGGAGCUAAAUAGCUCCUCCACUGAGUCCCACCCACAGUGCCUGCAACCCUCAUGCUUCCGCUUGUUUAGCCAAUCAGAGCGAUGCUGAGACUGAGGGGCCUCAGUUGGGGGCUUGCAUACCACAGAUAGAGAGGACUUCUGUAGAGGAACAGUGGAGAUAGUGGACGGUGUGCAGCUUAGUAAAGUUUUGUGGGAUUACCGAGGACAUUUGAUUCUUGUCUGCAUUCAGAUACCUAAUAAACAACCAGGAUAUUUAAUAAAGAGCAGUGUUAAACUGCUGAAAGAGGUGAAGCACAAGCCAGCCAGAAGAAUCUCCUGAAAACGCAGAAAUUGUUUGCUACAUUUCACAGACAGAUGGAGCCAAGUCCCGACAUGGAGGAACAUCAGCACUCUGUCAAGAGUUUUACUAAACAGAGUGAUAUCAAAAAACACCAGCGCAUUCACACAGGAGAGAAACCGUAUCACUGCUCAGACUGUGGGAAGAGUUUUAAUCAACAGAGUGAUCUCAAAAUACACCAGCGCAUUCACACAGGAGAGAAACCGUAUCACUGCUCAGACUGUGGGAAGAGUUUUACUAAACAGAGUGAUCUCAAAAAACACCAGCGCAUUCACACAGGAGAGAAACCGUAUCACUGCUCAGACUGUGGGAAGAGUUUUACUGAACAGAGUAGUCUCAAAAUACACCAGCGCAUUCACACAGGAGAGAAACCGUAUCACUGCUCAGACUGUGGGAAGAGUUUUACUAAACAGAGUGAUCUCAAAAAACACCAGCGCAUUCACACAGGAGAGAAACCGUAUUACUGUUUCGACUGUGGGAAGAGUUUUACUCAACAGAGUAGUCUCAAAAUACACCAGCGCAUUCACACAGGAGAGAAACCGUAUUACUGUUUCGACUGUGGGAAGAGUUUUACUAAACAGAGUACUCUCAAAAAACACCAACGCAUUCACACAGGAGAGAAACCGUAUUACUGCUCAGACUGUGGGAAGAGUUUUAAUCAACAGAGUAAUCUCAAACUGCACCAGCGCAUUCACACAGGAGAGAAACCGUAUCACUGCUCAGACUGUGGGAAGAGUUUUAAUCAACAGAGUACUCUCAAACUGCAUCAGCGCAUUCACACAGGAGAGAAACCAUAUUACUGCUCCGAUUGUGGGAAGAGUUUUACUGAACAGAGUAGUCUCAAACGGCACCAGCGCAUUCACACAGGAGAGAAACCGUAUCACUGCUCAGACUGUGGGAAGAGUUUUACUAGACAGAGUAAUCUCAAACUGCAUCAGCGCAUUCACACAGGAGAGAAACCGUAUUACUGUUUCGACUGUGGAAAGAGUUUUACUGAACAGAGAAGUCUCAAAAUACACCAACGCAUUCACACAGGAGAGAAACCGUAUCACUGCUCAGACUGUGGGAAGAGUUUUAAUCAACAGAGUAAUCUCAAACUGCACCAGCGCAUUCACACAGGAGAGAAACCGUAUCACUGCUCAGACUGUGGGAAGAGUUUUAAUCAACAGAGUACUCUCAAACUGCAUCAGCGCAUUCACACAGGAGAGAAACCGUAUCAAUGCUCAGACUGUGGGAAGAGUUUUACUAAACAGAGUAAUCUCAAAAAACACCAGCGCAUUCACACAGGAGAGAAACCAUAUCACUGCUCAGACUGUGGGAAGAGUUUUACUUUACAGAGUGAACUUAUAUUACAUCAGUGCAUUCACAAAAGAUAGAAAAGUAUCCCAAAUCUGUUCCUCUGCCAUAAAAAAUGCAAACCUUAAAUCUUUCAGACAGCCAAAAACACCUCAUCAUGCACAAAAUCUUCACUCUGUUACAAGAACUUCAUUUAAAAAUGGCUUAUUACAGGUUCAGAAAAAUGAAUCUUAUCCAGAGAUGAUGUUUACUGAAUUUCAUGCUGUGUUUUUAUGUAUGUUUGUAUACCUACAUUAGUUAAUGCCUGCAGAGCUCUUCAACACUUAGUGUUGUGUUUUAAGAGGUUUUUACACACAGAAUCAUAAAUGGUACCACUAACAGCAUAAACUAGGAACAUACAUUUUUACAUUUUUUUCAGUGAUAUGCUGAAUAAAUAAUAAAGCGAUGAUGCUAGCUCAGAGUAAAAUCGUAUAUUAAAUCUCAGCAUUAGCUUUAGAACUAAUAAUAAACAAAAGUGAGGAUUUUAUCAUUCUGGGACAUUUUUAGGUUUAAAAAUUGAAUAUGCUUUGCCAUAAGUAGGAAAUGAUCAUUUGGUCAACUUAUGUCAUUUACAGCCUUAACACAUUCUCAAUUGUUUACAUAUAAAAACUUUCUUUAUUUUUUCCUCCACUCCACGUUUGUAGUUGUAGUUGGAGCGAGGGCACUGCCAGUGUUUGCUCCAGAUGUUAGAUUAGCAUUACUUAGUCUUUUAAAAUGUAGAUGUUGUAGUUUAGUAGGAGUAGAGUAUUCUUAGGAGUAGAGAAUAUUCUUAGCUUGCAACAAAAGGCCAACAAAAUCCUUUUCAGAGUUAAAAAAAAAAAAAAUGGUCUAGCUGUAGUUUCCAUACUGAAAGCAACACUCAGCAGGCUAUGCAGCAGUAAGACUGCAGGAUCCUUGAUUCCCUCUACUGCACAUGUGUCAAACACAAGGCCCGCGGGCCAAAUGUGGCCACAUCCAAGCGAGAGCUUGUAAGAUCUUAGUGUCUAUAAUAAAUAGGUCAGAAGCGUUCUUUGACCAAAAACUACAUUUCCCACAAUGCUUGUCGAUUGUAUUACCCGCGAAGUUACGGCUUACUGCCACUACACGGCAGUGUAGUCAUUGAUGUGGAAACCCUGCCGGAGGGAAAGCGUAACUUCGCGGGUGGAAUUGAGACAUACAAACGUUUAUCCCAUAAUGUCCAGAAAAAGAAAAGUUGCAGACGGACGGCUGUGCUUCAAGGCGAAAGUGUCUCUCUGACAUAUCCUCAUGGAUGAGGGAGCAUCACCUUCAAUUAAAUCUCUCAAAGACUGAACUUCUGGUUAUACCAGCAAAACCAUCUUUUCAACACAACUUCUCUAUAAGUAUCGACUCUCUCUCUCUCUCACCGACAAAGGUUGCUAGGAACCUGGGUGUUAUGGUUGAUGACCAACUCUCCUUCACGCACCAUGUGGCCUCAGUUGCUCGGUCCUGCCGCUUUGCGCUCUAUAACAUCCGAAAAAUUAGACCGUUCCUGACGCAACAGGCCACCCAACUCCUGGUGCAAGCGGUCGUCAUCUCACGCCUCGACUACUGCAAUGCCCUACUAACUGACCUCCCGGCCUGUGUAGUAAAACCACUCCAGAUGAUCCAGAACACAGCAGCACGUCUGGUCUUCAACCAGCCAAAACGGGCACAUGUCACCCAGCUGCUCAUUGAGCUCCAUUGGCUACCAGUUGAUGCUCGCAUCAAAUUCAAAGCUCUUACAAUCGCCUACAAGGUGAUGACAGUACAGGCUCCUUCCUACCUGCACUCGCUCCUCAAGGCUUACGCUACCUCCCGGCCACUGCGCUCAUCCAGUGAACGUCGCCUCGCUUUGCCAAACAUGCACACAAAGCAAUCCAGACUGUUCUCAUACCCCAAUGUUCCCCAAUGGUGGAACAAACCUACCCUCCACUACCAGAUCAGGAGAAUCUCUCGCUAUCUUUAAGAAACUCCUGAAGACAGAGCUCUUCAAAGAGCACUUACUCUCUUAACACCUCUAACACACUAACUACUUCUAACCUCAUUUCCUUCUUCCUCUCCUUCACUCCUCUAUCCUAUUAUUCCCCUUUGUCCUCCUUUUAUCCCUAUCCAAAGAUGUUUUACCUUUAAACUUAUUUUACAUUGUACUUGACUAUUGUAAGUCGCUUUGGACAAAAGCGUCUGCCAAAUGUAAUGUAAUGUAAUGUAAUGUAAUGAAAGACCGGUAUGCCUUUUGUGUUACGAAGAGUGUUACUGACCAAAAUAAACGCUUGUUAGGAGAGAUAUAAGUUCUGUGUAAAUAUUUAUAAGACAAUAGCUGACAAAAUCUGUUUUAAUGAUGUUAAUAAACAUCACUGUGACAGCGCUAGUCACAGUUUCACCUCAGCAAAGGACGAGGACGUGAAUCACUCAUCUAACCAGCCUUUACUGAUUUCUGCCCCCAAUAACCCUUUCAAUAACCUCCAAUAGCCUUUAAUAGUCUUCAGUAGCCUUCAACAGUCUAACCUUGCAGCCGUGGUGUGUCCACUAAACUCCGUAGUUAUAAACAUCCUGAGGUUAGCAGCGCGUUAACUGACCUGUUUAUAAUGUAAUCCGAGCAGUGACUCCGUGACUCUGCUCUAAACUGCUGCUGUUAGCUGCUUGGGCUGAAAGAUGAACUGUAGAGAGCUGUAUUAUUCGGUUAGUGGGGUUAAAAUCUUUAUUUCAUACACGGAAGAACUUUAAAAAUGCUCCAGACUGGCUCAGCUGAGCCCUGUAGCCCGUGGCUGGGCUGUAGCUCUGACUCAGUAAAGACUGCGGGCUUGUGCUGCUGCAGCUCCGACUAGUGGUUGUAUGAGGAACUGCUAAAUCUGAGGAAAUGCUAAAUCUAUCACAUGUUCUUAACAGCUCACAAUUUUUAAUUUUAUAUUUAUUAAGCCUUAUUUCAGUAUCAAACGUUUUGAUCAAAGUUAAUGUAACUUGUAUUUUAUGUCAUUUCUAUUCACUUGAAUAGUUUGGUUCUUGAUUGAUGGAGUUUUUGGAUUUCAUAACAUGACAAAUUAAAAGGAUUUAUGUUAAUAGAGCAACAAGCAAACAUUUUUUCCAUGCAACUGUAAUAUUUGAUUGAAUAAAUAGUAUAUUGAGAGUUAUUUAACAUUAAGGAGUAAUUACAUUCAUUUUAUAUUACAUUUGGUUACAUUUUAUUACAUUUAUAAGUUACAUCUGGCCCUCAGAGGACAGCCAAUAUGCCAAUGUGGCCCUCGGCUAAAAUGAGUUUGACACCCCUGCUCUACUGGUUUUCUCAUUGGUCUAUGGUUCAGUCAGUCUGAUAAAAAAUCUGCAAGUUAAUCUACAGGGAUAUUUGGUUGUGUUGUGUUGCUAAAGUUAUACUCUGUUAUCUUUUCCUUAUUUGGUAUCGUUUUGCUAAAGGGUUUUUUUAUAUCUCUAAAGGUACUAAAAAUAUCUAAUCCAUUUACUUUAUUGAUUGUUUGAUCCAGUACCAGCUAUUAUCGUUGUUUUACAUCACCUUAUGUAUUUACUCAUAUUCAUAUCUAUGUGAUUCAAUAAAAGGCUUUUAUAUUGCAAGAUCUGCAAUCUUAUCUAUUCUUUCAACUUAAGCAUUUAGCCAAAAGCUUUUGUACACAGCCAAACAUACAUUCAAGCAACCACUAUAUACAGUGCCUUGCAAAAGUAUUCGGCCCCCCCUUGAACUUUUCAAACUUUUGCCACAUUUUGGGCUUCAAACAUAAAUAUAUGAUCUUUUUGUUUGUUUUUUGUGAAGAAUUAACAAGUGUGUAAGAAUACGGAGGAGUUUUGCCUUACUAUGUUCAUUGUUCAUUGAUUAAAGGGUUAAUCUGUGUGUAACUAAAUCAGCAUUUCACUUAAUCAGUAUGUUAUUCAAGCAUUUAGCACGAUUCAUGAUGAUUCACAUUGUGACUUAGAAUGUAUGUAUAUUGUGUCCUUGUGCUCAAAGCAAGGCCGUUUUUCUUGCAACUUAGCAUGAUUGAUUUUUUCCAGCAGAACCAUGAGUUUCUGUACAUGUAAUCUAUAGUCUGAUAAGGUUGGGGUGACCGAGUUCUCGGCUGACGUAUAGGAUGAAUAACUGCUUAUCAGUAUCAGGAUCCGGGGGGUGUGAGGAGCCUCCUCACACACUAUUAGACUGAGGCCAGGCGAAUGCCUGUUUUUAUUAGACUCUGUCUAGGAAGAAGAGUAGAGUUGGGCGGGAGAGCUUCUCCCGAGAGGGACUACAGAGCCACAGGUCCUGUUCACACAGCCGAGAACUCUGGAAACCCCAACUUUUCUCACCUUUGGGGUUUUCCUCUUAUUUUCACCUUUUUAUUUCAAGUCAUUUUUCAAUAAUCUUUUUACUCAAUUUUUGAUGUAUCCAAAAAAACUGUUUUGCUCAGAAGAUUCUUUGAAUAAAAUCUGACGGAACUACAA
Astyanax mexicanus (Mexican tetra) is the source of this 6094-nucleotide messenger RNA. Its product is annotated as zinc finger protein 585A-like. Gene Ontology annotation, molecular function: RNA polymerase II cis-regulatory region sequence-specific DNA binding; DNA-binding transcription factor activity, RNA polymerase II-specific. Gene Ontology annotation, biological process: regulation of transcription by RNA polymerase II; central nervous system development. NCBI's taxonomy places the organism in Eukaryota, Metazoa, Chordata, Actinopteri, Characiformes, Acestrorhamphidae. Gene Ontology annotation, cellular component: nucleus. The record is from RefSeq and is a predicted model, not a curated record. The coding region runs from base 379 to 1737 and encodes 452 amino acids. The transcript has 2 exons.